GUGUUGUCUCUGGUGCUACUGAAGGGCCAUCAACAUCGUCUUCGUCACAUGUUUAUGAGGAGGAGCAAGUGGAAGACAACAUUGCGGCGUCCACACCACUUCCCAGCAGUGGUUCAACAGAAGUGCCAUCAACUCCAUCACGACUUGAGGAGGAGCAAGUGGAAGCAUCCACACCACUUCCCAGCAGUGGUUCAACAGAAGUGCCAUCAACUCCAUCUCCACUUCAUGAGGAGGACAAAGAGGAAGAUGACAUUGACAUGGCAGAGACCACCCCACCAUCCAGAACUGGGGUACCUGUAGGUAUUGCAAGCACCACAUUAAGUGAUGACCCAGGAUGUUGGCCCAGUGUCCUAACAAGCAGUAUGCGCUGUGAAAUAGUCAAAAAAGGACCUGUGCAAAUCAUGGACAUUGAAUUCCCGCAAAACUUAGACAAUCCUCCUCGAAGAUUCACCAAGGACAGUUACAAAAGAACCAUGAAAAAUGGUGAGAAUAUACAUCGAUCGUGGCUGGUGUAUUCCAUCCACACAGAUGGAGUGUUCUGUUUCCCUUGUACUGUUUUCGGGAAGCGUGAGCGUGACAAUGCCUUAACGACCUGUGGCUACGGUGGAUGGAAGAACCUUUCCUAUCGCCUAAAAAAACACGAGUGCACAAAGGUGCACUGUGACAAUGUGAAAAAGUGGCACGACCUUCAGAGGAGACUGCAAACCAGUACACUGAUUGAUCAAAGACAGAUGGAGUUGAUGCAACUUGAAGUUGAACACUGGAAAGGCGUGAUUCGGAGAGUGAUUGCCAUAGUUUCCCAUCUGGCAGAACGCAACCAGGCUUUGAGAGGAACUACCAGUACCGUGUAUGAUCGCCACAAUGGGAAUUUUCUGGCUCAAGUGGAACUCCUAGCACAGUUUGAUCCGGUAAUGAAUGAACACAUCAGACGAAUACAAUGCAAAGAGACAAAGGUGCAUUACCUGAGUGGAGUCAUUCAGAACGAAAUCAUUCAGCUGGUCGGAGACAAAAUCCUACAGGAGAUUGCAAGAAGAGUGCACAAAGCAAAAUACUUCUCCGUGAUCAUGGAUUGCACUCCUGACAUCAGCCACAAGGAACAACUUUCUGUUGUUCUCAGGAUUGUCAACUGUGAAACACCUGUUUCUAUUGCUGAGCAUUUUUGGGGAUUUGUACAUGUUGAAGACACAACUGGUAAAGGGCUCAGUGAAAUCCUGCUUGACCAGUUGGAGAAGCACAACCUCAGCAUUUCAGAUUGCCGUGGGCAGUCAUACGACAAUGGCAGCAAUAUGAUGGGCCACAAACAGGGUGUGCAGGCAAGAAUUUUAGAGCUGAACAACAAGGCGCUAUGCAUCCCAUGCAGCAGUCACACACUAAAUCUGGUUGUGUCAGAUGCUGCCAAGUCUUCAGUGUUGUCCAUGUCUUUUUUUGGUAUGCUGCAACGACUGUACAACCUUUUCAGUUCCUCUGUGCACCGCUGGGCAAUUUUGAAGCAGCAUGUGAAGCAGCUCACCCUUAAGCCACUUUCAGGGACGAGAUGGGAGGCCCGAAUUGACAGUGUGAAGGUAGUGCGGUACCAUCUACCUGAAAUACUAGACGGACUGUCAGCACUGGAGACAUAUGCUACAGAGAAGGGGGACUCAGAGACCAUGUCCUCAGCAAAAAGCUUACAUGGUGAGCUUAAAACAUGGUCCUUUCUUCUGUGCACAAUAACCUGGUACAACGUUUUGUAUCAGGUUAACCAUAUGAGCAAGCUCCUCCAGAGCCCGGAUGUUUCAAUGCAAACACUGAAAAAAGAAACCGAGGGAGUGACAGAGUACCUAGAAGAUUUCAGGGAAAAUGGACUCGCAUCAAGCCAAACGGAUGCAAUGGAGAUUGCAGAAGAUCUGGAAAUUGAGAGGAAAUUGCCUGAGAAAAGGCAACGUAAAAAGAAAAGGCAGUUCCUUUACGAGAGUACAGAUGAAACCCAAUCGACCCCAGAAGAGGCCUUCAGAAGGGACUUCUUCCUGCCUUUGGUUGACACUGCCAUCACCAGCCUAAAAGACAGAUUUUCCAGACUGGAGGGGGUGUAUGCCCUGUACGACUUCCUGUUCAGCAUUGAUAUCAUGAGGGCCACAAUCAAGACUGGGAAAUUGCAUGAGAGAUGCAGGAAAGUGGAACAAACCCUCCAUGAUAUUGAUGCAGACGACUUGGCAUUGGAGAUCAACUCUGCUGUCCACACCUUUCCAGAUGAAGUAUCCAGGUGCCCAUUUAAAAUGCUGGACUACAUAUACAGUGAGAAGCUGUUGGACCUGUACAGCAAUUUAAGCAUUGCACUGCGCCUACUUCUGACCCUUCCUGUCUCGGUUGCCUCCGGAGAGAGGAGCUUUUCAUCUCUGAAGCGCAUAAAGAAUUACAUGAGGUCAACUAUGAGCCAAGAGAGGCUCUCUGGACUGGCACUCAUGUCAAUUGAGAGUGACGUCCGCAGGUCUUUGGACUUGGAGGGGAUUGUGUCUGCAUUUGCUGAGGCCAAGGGCCGCAAGCAGCAGUUUCAGUAGGAAAUAAAAAAAAUAAUAAAGGCUACUUUUCAGUGUAUGUUUGACCUCUUUUGUGAUUAAAACGCACAGAAUUGCGGAAAUUUUUUUUUUAAAGGCCCCCAACAACUUCUUUGCCUAGGGCCCCCAAAAUCCUAGA
Molecule: messenger RNA, 2670 nt
Organism: Eleginops maclovinus (Patagonian blennie)
Lineage: Eukaryota; Metazoa; Chordata; Actinopteri; Perciformes; Eleginopidae
Product: zinc finger MYM-type protein 1-like
Exons: 4
Coding region: 258-2534 (758 amino acids)
Molecular function (GO): protein dimerization activity
Source: RefSeq, a predicted model, not a curated record